UUUAUUCAACAUACUUCCGCGUUUCAUGUUUACUUUUCACCUGCAAAACGAAUCACUGUAAGUCUUGAAAGAUAGAUAGCUGCAAUAUUUAACGUGCAUUUCCAGUUUUCGUAAUGUUUAUUAAGGGUUUGUCCCGCAGUAUAUCUUGGUUGCAUUAAAGCAGCUGGAUUGUUGCUUGCUAAGUAGUUUUGUAGUUAUCAGUCCUUCUCCAACCAAAGGUCUGCGACACCUUCAGACGACUACUCAUCCUGUUCUUUAAGAGUUACCGGCAAUCAACUACAGAGAAAUGUCUGGUAAUCCUGCUGUGGUGAUGCGGCUGGUGGCGUCGGCUUAUUCAGUGGCUGAAAAGGCUGGGGCCAUAGUAAGGAAGGUGCUUCACAGCGGAGAGCUUGGCAUCGUAGAAAAGACAGGAGCUAAUGAUCUCCAGACGCUCGCGGACCGACUGGCACAGAAAAGCAUUUGUGCCUCACUGUACAGAAGUUUCCCCAACAUCACCAUCAUUGGAGAGGAGGAUCUUCCGUCUGAGGAGGUGCAGGAGGAUCUGAUUGAGAGUGGCCAAGCAGAAGAAAUCCUUCAGAAAAGCUGUCCAGAAGAUUAUAAGGCACUCAAAGAAGAAGAACUAGUUGUUUGGGUGGAUCCCCUUGAUGGCACAAAGGAAUAUACUGAAGCUUCAAGGUGUCUCCAUCUACAAGAUGUUGUCCAGAAACCACUGAAAGGGUUGAACAAGACUCACGGCACAGCUAUCUGGCUGUUGGACAACGUGACAGUUCUCAUUGGUAUUGCUUAUGAAGGCAGAGCAAUUGCCGGCGUCAUCAACCAGCCAUUCUACAACUACCAGCUUGGAUCAGGAGCAGCUUUAGGGAGAACGAUGUGGGGAAUGCUUGGAUUGGGCGCAUUUGGGUUCGAGCUGCGGGAAGUUCCAGCCGAUAAGCGAAUUGUCACCACCACCCGUUCCCAUAGCAACAAGACAGUGACAGACUGUGUUAACGCCAUGGAGCCUCACGAAGUUAUAAGAGUAGGGGGUGCUGGGAACAAGAUAAUCCAGCUCAUUGAAGGGAAAGCUUCUGCCUAUGUUUUUGCCAGUCCAGGGUGUAAAAAAUGGGAUACCUGUGCUCCAGAGGCAAUACUACAUGCUGUCGGAGGAAGACUGACCGACAUGUUUGGGAAUACUUACUGCUAUAAUGCAGAUGUAAAGCACAUGAACUCUGCAGGGGUUCUUGCUACACUACGCAAUCAUGAUUACUACGUCAACAGGGUGCCACCAUCUGUGCAGCAAGCCCUUAAGUCAAAAUGAGGACUGUCAUGAUGGCGGUCUGGGACAAAAGAAGUUCUUGGUCCUUCUAUUUCUGUCUUCUGUUUUGUUUUUUUUA
Cyprinodon variegatus (sheepshead minnow) is the source of this 1370-nucleotide messenger RNA. It is a transcript of the gene bpnt1, whose product is annotated as 3'(2'), 5'-bisphosphate nucleotidase 1. Gene Ontology annotation, biological process: phosphatidylinositol phosphate biosynthetic process. The transcript is spliced from 10 exons. The record is from RefSeq and is a predicted model, not a curated record. Gene Ontology annotation, molecular function: 3'(2'),5'-bisphosphate nucleotidase activity. Lineage: Eukaryota; Metazoa; Chordata; Actinopteri; Cyprinodontiformes; Cyprinodontidae. Bases 287 to 1294 code for a protein of 335 amino acids.